ACCCAUCACUAUAUCUAACGUUAAUAUUCAGUUUAAUAUGAGUUUGUAAUUCUUUUUUAAUGUACAGGGAAUUAGGAUUUUAAUUGCAAGCUAACCAGUCAACGCAGACCAAAUAAGUUGCAGAGAAGUUAGCUUACGUUAGUAAAGUCAACCUACUGUAAAACGCCUUUCAAGCCAUUUUAUCAAGAUACCUGGAAUCAUGAAGCAGUUGCCUACAGAUACUGUGCGGCUGCUGUCGAGCACCCAGGUCAUAACAUCGGUGGUGAAUGUUUUGAAAGAACUGAUGGAAAAUUCCCUAGAUGCUGGGGCUUCAAGCAUUGACAUUAUACUGGAGAACUAUGGUUUGGACCGGAUCGAAGUUCGUGACAACGGCCUUGGAAUCAAAGCUGCAGAUACCUCUGUGAUGGCCAUGAGACAUUUUACUUCAAAGAUCUCUAGCCAUGAGGAUCUGCAGCGUCUAGAAACAUACGGGUUUAGAGGAGAAGCACUGGGCUCCGUUUGUGCUGUGGCCGAGGUGGCUGUCACAACGAAGACAGUGGAGGAUGACAUCAGUACCCAGUACACGCUUAGCUUCACAGGGGAGGUUGUUUCUCAGAAGCCGUCUCACUUGGGUCAAGGUACAACGGUGAGUGUACUGAAGCUUUUCAAGAAUUUUCCAGUGAGAAGGCAGUACUAUUCUUCCACCAAGAAGUGCAAGGAGGAACUGAAGAAAGUACAAGACCUGCUGAUGGCAUAUGCCAUUAUAAAACCGGACCUGAGGCUCACGCUUGUUCACAAUAAGGUGGUGGUUUGGCAGAAGGCCAAGGUGGCCGAUCACAGAAGUGCCCUCCUUGCUACACUGGGGCCCAGCGCUGUUGCCAACCUGCUCCCUUGCCACCAUCACCAAGAGCAACCAGAGAUCAUUUUAGAUGGCUUUUUUCCAAAGCCUGGAGCAGAUUAUUCCUCUACAAGCUCAUCUAGCCCUGACAAAAUGUUUAUAUUUGUCAACAACCGGCCUGUCCACCAUAAAGAUAUAAUGAAGUUGUUGCGUCAACGCUACACUGCUCAGUAUCCGGGUGAUCCAGCCCGAAAUCGUUAUCCCACCCUCGUGCUUAAAAUUACCGUUUCAGCCUCUUCAGUCGAUGUCAACCUGACACCAGACAAGACCCAGGUUCUUCUUCAUAACAAGGAGGCUGUGCUCACUGCAGUAGAGGCAUUGCUGGUUUCUCUCUAUGGCUAUCAGCCUGGUACUGAACCCCAAGCUGAGAAGCAGCUCAGCCAUGAGAUGUCUCCCUCGCCAUCUAGUCCUUUGCAGACUGAUGCUUCACGACUUGUCAUUCAGCGAAGUGUAGAGAUGGAUGACAGUGUCAACAACCACGAUGGCAACUUCCUUAAAGAAGCACUUAAACACAGUGACACAUCUCUAUCAACACCAAUAAGCACUGAUGCUUCACUGGACCGCCAGACCUCAAACAGCAGCUCUUCAUCUUCUAUAGCAGAGGACUGGAUUGUCAAACAGAUCCCAGCCGAGCUUGAGUCCAACUUUUCUCUUUAUGAUGAUGAAAUGGCUCAGAGCUGCACUCAGACAAUAGAAACAGGUUCAGCAAGCAAAUCCCUGGAGAGACCUGAGGGGAAUGUGGUGUCAGGGGCAGACAUGAGCAAAGACCAGCUAUUAGCUGAGGACUGGAGCCGGGGAACGGCUCUGACUGACCCCUUGUCACGAGAACCCCUGCAGCCCGUCAAAAUCCAUCAAUCCUCAAAGCACAAUCAUUCUGACUCAGAUGAGUUCAAGAGUCAGAGCAGCUCAAACAAAAAGAUGUUCAAUGCCAUAACAGAGAAGCGGGCUGCUCUGACAGCCUACGACCUGAUCAGCAACCGUGCCAUGAGGGCACCACUGUCUCCUGCCUCCCUGUUCGAGAAGGAGGCCAGAGCAGAGGUCCUUAGAGAGAAACCCACAGCCAGCCUACAGGAUAUCAGUGUCGCUGUUCACGAAAGGUGGAAAAAUCUGAGGGAGGAAGACCGUAAGAAGUAUGAGGACAAGGCAAAAAAAGACAUGGAACACCAUGACCAAAUGACCAAGGUGGCCUCUGCUGAGGGCCCCAGAGAACCGAGUGUGAGCACCCCAAGGAGCCAUGUGCGCAGCCAGAAACGCAAGGCCCCACUGUCCAACCAGCAGCUGCUGGACGAGCUCUUCUCUGCACAGCCCCAAAAAAAGAUGAAGAACCCUGCAACUAAGCCCUCACAGCCCCUCCCCUGCAGCGUGGCUGCCCUUCGGCUGCAGCUUCAGCGCCUCUCAUCCCAGCGCAGCACAGCACCACGGGGCCUCCGUCUUGUAAACCGACUGGCCUCUCAGAGCGCCUGGGUCAUUUUAUGUGGUCAGAGGCUCAUGUUGUUAAACCCAUUUCGAGUGGAAGAAGCCUUGCUGUUUAAAAGACUUCUAGAGAAUAAUAUACUUCCAGCAGAGAGUCUGCAGAACCCUAUACAGUUAACAGAUGGAAGUCUAGGGGGAGCUGAAUAUACUGACGCUUUGUGCAACAUGGAAAAACAAAGCCCUGAGCUGAACGGACAGGCCCUCCUCUCUGAUCCUAGGCUUGUAGCUAAUGGGUUUAAAAUCAAACUCACUCCAGGCCCCACUUCAGCCGAGAGACAUCUGGAAGUGACAGCAAUGGCAGACUGCGUGCCUUUCCUCGGUGUGGAGGACCUCAGGGAGAUCCUGACUGCAGUUCUUCACAGGAAGGCCAGGACCGUCCAAGAGUGCAGACCACUUAAAGUCACAAACUACCUACAAGGGGAAGCAGUACGACUUGCCCGUCAGUUGCCUUCGAAUUUAUUCAGGGAAGAUGUAGAGGAAACCCUUCUACGGAUGGAACAGCAGCUUGGUGAGAACAGCCGGACCUGCAUCCAUGGACGACCAUUUCUCCAACACCUAUCUGACCUCCCUUCCACAGACCAGGAAGCUAAGGCUCUGCUGAGGCCUUUAGAGCUGUAAAAAUGUAGACCCCUUAAUGAGAAAACACAGCAGUGCAAUACGAAACAGCUGUUUCAUUUUAAUGCAGCUGAGUAUUCUCAAUGCAAGCUACCGGCUUUGUUUCCAUUCUCCUUGAAAGAUGUUCAACUUUGUUACAACCAGAAUAUAGAAAUAAACAAAAUUUUCCACCUUUUGUGCUUUGAUCAAGCAUGUAAUGCAUUUUGUGAACCUUGAGUAAGUUCAUUUACAUAUUUGUAAGGUAUCAAUCGAAGAAAACAGCUUUGAACUCUUCGACUGGCUCAGAAAGUCUUGAGGAAAGUAAACAGGCAAUGUUAUUUCAGCAUCUACUGUUGUAUGGUCAUUUGAGCAAUUCACUUGAUACUAGAGUCCUAAGAGUCCUAUCAUAGAUCUGUUUUAUAAAAAAGCUGGUAAAGCUCUCUGAAACCUUUUUUUUUUUUUUUUUAAAUAUCUUGUCAGGCAUUUUACUACCCAUAAUUCUUUUCACUCAGUUAUUGCCAGCUACUCAGCCUUUAGUAUUGUCAAAUACAUGUAUAAUAUCCCAGGCUGCAUUAAAUGCUUAAUUUGAUUUGAGAUUUGAGAUUUGCACUGUAAAUUCAACCACAAAGUUUUACAUAUCCCUGACAUUGCCCUAACUUGUAGAUCUGUUCUUAAAAAGCUGGUAAAGUUUUCUAAAACCUUUUUGUAACAUCUUUUGUAAGGCAUUUAGAAAUUGCUUCAUAUCUAUAAAUAUACAAACUCAUAUAAAGAGAUUUCUGCUGUCCAAAAAGGCGUAGUCUGAAGCUACAGCUUAUAAUGCCUAC
This is a messenger RNA of Xiphias gladius (swordfish), 3768 nucleotides long. RefSeq names its product PMS1 homolog 1, mismatch repair system component (gene pms1). Bases 200 to 2968 code for a protein of 922 amino acids. Gene Ontology annotation, biological process: mismatch repair. NCBI's taxonomy places the organism in Eukaryota, Metazoa, Chordata, Actinopteri, Istiophoriformes, Xiphiidae. The transcript has 13 exons. Gene Ontology annotation, cellular component: MutLalpha complex. The record is from RefSeq and is a predicted model, not a curated record. Gene Ontology annotation, molecular function: mismatched DNA binding; ATP-dependent DNA damage sensor activity; ATP hydrolysis activity.